CCGGUACCGACAGCCACCGCCCUCCCGGUCCUGCCAUGAGCCGCGGCGGCCGCGCCCCCGCCCCGCGCCGCGCCCUCGGGGCGCCGCCGCCCGUCACCGUGGCUUCGGGGCGGCUGGCGGCAGCGGCAGCGGCGCGGGGCGCGGAGCGGGAGGAGCUGGCGGCGCUGAACGAUCGCUUCGCCGCUUUCCUGGAGCGGGUGCGGGCGCUGGAGCGGCAGAACGGGGCCCUGCGAGCCGCCCUGGGCCGCGCCGCUGCCGCCGCCGCGCCCCGCACCGCCGGGCUGAUGCAGGGGGAGCUGCGGGGGCUGCGGGAGCGGCUGCAGCGCCUCGGCCGUGACCGCGACCGGCUCCAGGCCGAGCGAGACGGGCUGGCCGUCGACUUGGUGGCCCUGCGGCAGCGGCUGGAGGACGAGACACAGAAGCGGGAGGAUGCAGAGAAGAGUCUGGUGCUGUUCCGCAAGGACAUGGAUGAUGCCACGCUGUCUCGCCUUGAACUGGAGCGCAAGGUCGAGCUGCUGAUGGACGAGAUUGGCUUCCUCAAGAAGCUGCAUGAGGAGGAGCUGCGGGACCUGGAGGUGAGUGCCCCGAGCCCGGCGGCACUGGUGGAGGUAGAGGUCUGUAAGCCGGAGCUGACGGCUGCGCUGCGGGAGAUCCGCACCCAGUAUGAGAGCAUUGCCGUGAAGAACCUGCAGGAAGCUGAGGAGUGGUACAAGUCAAAGUUUGCUGACCUCUCAGAUGCGGCCAACCGCAACCAUGAGGCACUGCGGCUGGCCAAGCAGGAGAUGAACGAGUCCCGGCGGCAGAUCCAGAACCUCACCUGCGAGGUGGAUGGUCUGAAGGGCAUGAAUGAGGCGCUGCAGCGGCAGAUGCAAGAGAUAGAGGACGAGUUCGGGGAGGAGAUUGGGACCUACCAGGAUAUGGUGGGGCGGCUGGAGCAGGAGAUCCAGCAGAUGAAAGAGGAGAUGGCGCGGCACCUGCGCGAGUACCAGGACCUGCUCAAUGUCAAGAUGGCCCUGGACAUCGAGAUUGCCACGUACCGCAAGCUGCUGGAGGGCGAGGAGAGCCGGAUCACCACCCCCUUGCACCCCGCUGCCUCCUUCAGCAUGAGAAGCUCAGCACUGAAGCUGCAGCCAGCGGAGAGCCCAGCACGGAGGAUGGUGCUCAUCAAAACCAUUGAGACACGGAAUGGGCAGCAGGUGGUGACAGAGUCGCACAAGGAGCGAGCGGAGCCGGGGAAGUGAUGGAAGGGAGCUGCUGUGCCGGCCCCCACCCUGCACCACCUGUUCGGCAGGGUGGCAGUGUGGGGGGGGGGGGUUGGGGGGCUCCGCUGGACCCCACUGUGCCCUGUCCAGGCUGGGGAGCAGCACAUGGGGCGGCUGCCCCUGUCCCCCUCCCUGCUACCAGCACUGGGGCGUGAUGCCGUGGCGCAGCUGGGUGCCUCGUCCUCCCUUGUAUUUAUUGCUGCGUAUCGCCUAUUCAUGUCCCUCCCCGCUGGAGCCGCAGUUGUAUUUCACGGUUACCGAGUGUCCCCCACGCACUCGGGGCCGGGGCCGCCCCGCUUCCCCCUCCCCCCCCGGUGGGAGCUGGCACCGGCUGCUCCGGGGGUUGUGUCCCCUCCCAGUGCCCCCACCCUACGUGGCUCUGGCUCCCACUCGCGGUGGGGGCGGGAAGGGGUGCAGGGCCCGGGGGGGAGUCUCUGGGGGCUGCCCCCGCCAUGUUUGCGUCCUGCUUGAGCGGCAAAUAAAGGCUGUGGCGACGAUG
Messenger RNA from Grus americana (Whooping crane), 1761 nucleotides. Its product is annotated as peripherin-like. Lineage: Eukaryota; Metazoa; Chordata; Aves; Gruiformes; Gruidae. Bases 36 to 1241 code for a protein of 401 amino acids. The transcript is spliced from 9 exons. Gene Ontology annotation, molecular function: structural molecule activity. Gene Ontology annotation, cellular component: axon; plasma membrane; type III intermediate filament. The record is from RefSeq and is a predicted model, not a curated record.